This is a messenger RNA of Oryzias melastigma (Indian medaka), 6232 nucleotides long. Its product is annotated as proton myo-inositol cotransporter. NCBI's taxonomy places the organism in Eukaryota, Metazoa, Chordata, Actinopteri, Beloniformes, Adrianichthyidae. The record is from RefSeq and is a predicted model, not a curated record. The coding region runs from base 1024 to 3000 and encodes 658 amino acids. The transcript is spliced from 12 exons. Gene Ontology annotation, cellular component: membrane. Gene Ontology annotation, biological process: transmembrane transport. Gene Ontology annotation, molecular function: myo-inositol:proton symporter activity.
GUGCACGCGGUCCUGGAGUGAACUAGUUGUUCCAGUGGGAUGCUCGCCUGAGCAGCAUCGGUGGGUUCAGAUCUUCAGAUGUCCCCCCCACCACCACCUCCAGGGACGCCAGGAGGCGCUCAACAGGAAGUUGUCAGUCAAGCUAGCGUGGAGGGCUGAAUUCGCCUCGUGUCUUCCAAAAUGGUGAAACUAAAGUUAAAGUUAUAAAAAAUGAAAGUUUGCCAUAUCCCAUAGCACCUGGUUGAUGAGGGAACGAGGUUUGUAAUAAUUUGUGUUUUGGCAGCUUUUUAGUUCUGUUUUUUCUCAUAAUUUUACGUUGUUAGCACAUUAUAAUUUUGCCCAGUAGGUUGCACUGUGAUGCCAAGCUAAUGCUGAGUCAUAGUUUGAAAUGUACGGUAAUAGUAUGAUUUAUAUCUUGUUUACACAGAAAGGAACAUAUUUUUAUUGUGAAAUAAAUUUGUUAAAAUAUAGUGAUUUAGUUUAAUCAAAAUUGUCAAAGUUAUAAAUUAAUGGUGUAAAGUUUUAAGGUUUAGAAUAAAACAAAAGUGUUGAAUUGGUUAAUACAACAACUGUAAGAGAUGCAAAAAUGUAUUUUUUAUUUUUAUUUUUUGUAGCUCUUACGGUGUGUUCACAUACAUGGCCUAAUGAAGGGUUGCCAACUUUUCAACAGAGGAUGGAUGCUACAAGAGUACUUGUGCGGAGUGAUCUGCAGGACAGUGCAGCAGUCAGUCUGCUUCUUCACCGUGAAUGACCCGCUCCAAGUUACCAAAACAAGCCUCUUUUUACGUCACGUCGACGCUGGCAGUGACGAAGCGGGUCCACUACACUCCUCCCACCUCACCUUUCCUCCCCACUCCUCGUCAGGGAGGACCGCGGGGAUGAGAUGCACUGACAGCCGGGAGGCAGGACAACUUUAUCCCGCGUGUUAAAGUGCUCCCACUCCCGCGUACGUUUCGAGGUUUCAUUUUUUUUCUAUAAAAGCUUCAACUCCUCAACCCCCCAGCUCUGCCGUGGAUUUCCCACAUGUCGCGAAAGCAGGUCGACCAUGACUACACCCUCCGGAGUAUGAGCAACCUGAUGGGCGAGCGCUGGAAGAAAGUCAACGAUGGAGGCGAGCGGAGCCUCAUCAAAGCUCCGUCCAGCGCCAGCAUCAGCAGCCAGGGCGCCGCCUCCUCCUCCUCCGGAGCGGCCGGUGCCCCGGCGGGAGCGCCGGCGGCGGCCCCGUCCUCCUCCAACAACGGGGACCUGGAGCGGGCUGCGCGCAAGCAGUUCCAGCAGGACGUCACGCCCGGGUUCGUGUACGUCCUGGCCGCCUUCUCCGCCUUGGGGGGCUUCCUGUACGGCUACGACACCGGGGUGAUCUCCGGGGCCAUGCUGAUGCUGAAGAGGGAGCUGCAGCUCAGCGCCCUGUGGCAGGAGGUGCUCAUCUCCAGCACGGUGGCCGCGGCCGCCCUGUCCGCCCUGCUGGGCGGCUUCCUCAACGGGCUGUUCGGGCGCAGGGUGUGCAUCCUGCUGGCCAGCUUCUUCUUCACCUUAGGAGGGAUUGUCCUCAGCACGGCGCCCGGGAAAGAGGCGCUGCUGGCCGGGAGGAUCAUCGUGGGAGUGGGGCUUGGUAUUGUCUCCAUGACCGUCCCAGUGUACAUCGCCGAGGCCUCUCCGCCCCACCUCCGAGGUCAGCUAGUGACUGUGAACACGCUCUUCAUCACCGGGGGACAGUUCACCGCCAGCCUCAUCGACGGCGCCUUCAGCUAUCUCCAGCAUGAUGGAUGGAGGUACAUGUUGGGCCUGUCUGUGAUUCCCGCUGUGCUCCAGUUCCUGGGAUUCCUCUUCCUGCCAGAGAGCCCUCGCUGGUUAAUCCAGUGUGGGCUGACCCAGAAGGCCCGCCGCGUGCUCAGCCAGAUCCGAGGAAACCAGAACAUCGACGAGGAGUACGACAGCAUCAAAAACAGCAUUGAGGAAGAGGAGAAGGACAGCAGUGGAGAUGGUCCUGUGGUGUGGCGAAUGCUGACUUACCCCCCGACACGGCGAGCUCUCCUGGUGGGCUGCGGUCUUCAGAUGUUUCAGCAGCUUUCGGGGAUCAACACAGUUAUGUAUUACAGCGCCACCAUCCUGCAGAUGUCAGGCGUCCGAGACGACAGGCUAGCAAUCUGGCUAGCAGGACUCGCUACCCUCACCAACUUCCUGUUUACCCUCCUGGGGGUGUGGCUAGUGGAGAGGGUGGGUCGGAGGAAACUCACGUUGGGCAGCAUUCUUGGAACUAGCUUGAGCUUGAGUCUGCUAGCUGUUGGUUUCCUCAUGUCCGCACAGCACAGUCCCCCCGUCACCUUCCGCCCCUUAGACCCCGCCACGUCCAACUCCACCUGCUCCAAGCUCAGGCUGUGUGAACCUUGCAUGCUGGAUCCCGGCUGCGGUUUCUGUUACCGCGAAAACAGCUCGGCGCUCCUCGCCUCCUCCUGUGUGCCGGUCAAUAAGGCGUCCACGGAGCACGCGGCGUGGGGCAGGUGCUCCAAUUCAACGUUGAUGAAAGAUCAGACCUACUGGGCCUACAACUACUGCCCCACCUCCUACUUCUGGCUGGUUUUGGUAGGACUGGUGAUGUAUUUGGCUGCCUUUGCUCCAGGUAUGGGCCCAAUGCCGUGGACCAUCAACUCUGAGAUCUACCCUCUCUGGGCGAGGAGCACGGGGAACGCCUGCGCCGCCGGAGUCAACUGGACCUUCAACAUCCUGGUGUCUCUGACCUUCCUCCACCUGGCUCAGUACCUCACCUACUAUGGAGCUUUCUUCCUGUACUCCAGCUUGGCUUUGCUGGGCUUCAUCUUCAUCUACGGCUGCCUGCCCGAAACCAAAGCUCGCCGCCUGGAGGAGAUCGAGGCUCUGUUCGAGAACCAGCUCUGCUCCUGCGGCGCCUCCGAUUCCGACGAGGGACGGCAGGUGGAGUACAUCCGCGUCAAGGGCUCAAACUACCAUCUAUCGGACAACGACGCCUCAGACGUGGAUUAGGGAAGGAAGCCUGUGAUUGAUCCCUCUCAAUCUGUGUUUCAUGCAUUUUUUUUGGGGGGAGUCUGUGGAACAUGCGGAGUGCGUGUAGCAUUCAUGCCAUUUCGGGACUCUGGUUUCCCUCACCGCCAGGCGAAGACAACAACCCUUUCAUCACGUUACAAAUGUUUGGUGUUUCACUGUCUGUGUGGAGGGUGACCUACACCUUUUCAGGUGAUAGACUUCACCUGAAGUAGACACUACACAGUAGAGGUGAGGCAUGAAAUAGUAUGUGGGAAAACUCCACCUCAUUCCAAAAGCUCAGCUGAUGUUAGGAACUUUUGUUGUACUAUUGUUAGUUUAAACACUUUAAAGACCCACUCCAAUGAAAAUCGUCUUUUUUGUGUGUGUUUUUAACCAGUUCUUACAACACAUUCUCAUUCCCAACUCGUCACACAUAGAUGUUUGGUUAAGGAUCCCACCACGUCACUUUUUGAUGUUUUGAGUGUCUCCAACUUGUCGUUUUUUGAUGUGCUGGAUGUUCGUAAAAUCAAGAGUCUGCAACCCUCAGGACGUGGAGGCAGUACUGGUUGCAAACUGAUCCUUGGUACUGGUAUCCCAACCAGUACCACAGUCAGGUAGCACAUCUGGUCCGGUGUCAGGUUAAGGUAAGGAUACUGGUACCGGGUUUUGCUACUGGUGCCCUACGGGUUGUUGUACUGGACAGUUUCGGUUUGCGGCCCGGGUGUCGGGGACCCUUGAUUUAAUGGGAACAGCCAGCAUGUCGUAAAAUCAAGAAUCAGCAACCCUUGGGACUCAGUACUGAACUUGGUACUGGACGCGGUACUAGACGCGGUACUGGAGGCAGUCCAGAAUGUGGAUACUCAAUCCAGUACCGGACGCAGUACAGGAUGUACACUGGUCCUCGGUACCGGUAUCCUAAGCCAGUACCGGUACCCAAACCUUAACCUGGUACUGGUUCGCAUCCGGUACCGCGUCCAGUUCGCACCCGGUAGCGCAUCUGGUCCGGUGUCGGGUUAGGAUUAGGGUACUGGACCGGUUCUGGUUCGCAGCCCGGAGGUUGGGGACCUGUGAUUUAAUGGGAACAGCCAGCACGUCAAAAAACGACAAGUUGGGGACCCCUCAAAACAUCAAAAAGUGACGCGGAGGAGUCAUUAACCAAACGCCAAUAUGUGACAAUAAGGGAGUGAGAAUGUUUUGCUUCUUGUAGCAUGUUUUCUCUUAGUAGAGAACCUAUAGAAAAGAAUUUAUGAUUAAAACUGAAUUUCUGAGUAUUUCUUAACUCAAAUUGCAUUGGAUCAGAAAACCGGAUGCUCGAAAAAGCUCAGACUAAUGGCUCAGCUACUGAAAUGGGUGUACCAAAGUCUAGGUGUGUAAGAAAUUAUGAGCUUUCAACGCUCGUGUGCUCGUCUGAGCUGGUCUCUGGUUUAAAACUGUAUGGCUGGAUUGAUCCAAGAUUGCUCGUCAUUAUUUUUGCGCCGCUAAUGCUAGCUUGAAGCUAUGCACUUGCACGUGAGCGCGCAAACAGAGCUCUCAGCGACAGGGAGCUAACAGUCCCGCCCACAACCCAAAAUUAUAUUUCUGGAUAUUAAAUUUGUCUAAAAUUUGUCUAAAACUGCAUAGUCAUAAUUAUUAUUAUUAUUAUUUUUUUUUUUAAAUGGUUGGAGUGGGACUUUAAAAUCCCAAGCCAUCACUGUCGGCAUAAACUGUAAAAAAUGAAAUAUUGGCUCAAUUAACAAAAGUUCUGUAAUUUGUUUAAUUUAACAUAAUUAGUUUUCAUCAAAUUAAAAUUUUGAUGGUUUACUCAACUUAACUUUUUGGAUGAAGAGUGUUUUUAAUUGAUCCAAUGUGUCACUUUUUACAGUGUAUUUGCUCCAAAUCAAACAGAAGGUGAGAUCUUUUUAGAGAUAAACCUAAAAGUUGAUACACAAGAACAGCGACAGAAACGGAUAUAGGUCUUGGACAGAGGUGUUCAUCGAAGAAAACGAAUGAAAAUGAUAUUAUUUUGGAGGGGCGCCUCAAAAUACACUGUAAAAAGUGAAACGUUGGAUCAAUUAACAAGAGCCCUGUAAUCAUUAGUUUUUAUCAAAUUAAAAAUCUAAGUUAAGUAAACUCAAAAUUUUAAUUUGGUAAAAGCUAAUCAUUUUAAAUGUAGCAAGUUAUUUUUGUUAAUUGUUCUAAUUUUUCACUUUUUUCAGUGUAGCAGGUAACAAUUGAGCAUCUGAAAACUAAAAACUGAGUCAAAAUUACUUUUAUUUAUGUUAUUAACCUUUUAAAGCUGUGCUCACAUAAAGAAAUGAAUGAAAGGGAGGGGUCACUCAAUCCCGUUUUCAUAUACACUCAAUGAAAUGAGGUGAAAAAAGCUCAGAAAGUUUGUUUUUUGGCCCAUGAAUAGCUUUUCACCGUGUGUCUUCACCCCAACUUGCAUCUGUACUGUGGAUGUGUAAAUAUGCAACCCUGCUGCGAAAGCUUUCUAGACCUGUUGCUGCUAGUUCUUUCACUGCUGCUCAGUCUUCAAACUUCUCGUUUUUAUCUGAUUUUGUGUCAACAUUUUGCUUCACCAGUAGCCUCUUUUACGUCUUGUACUUCUACCACUAUGGUUAUAAAUAAGUGUCAAGCAUCGUCGUUUUUGUACGGUCACCUCUCCUAUGUGCCUAUAUCGACGACACCAGUACACCUCGUCUUUGUAUCCUAGUUCACACCUUUUUCAGUCAGAAAAAGCUAACGAAUGAAGAAAAACGCACUGCCAGAACAUUAGAGAAGCACAACCCCCCUCAUGCUAGGCUUUCAUUUGCGAAAAUCGGGGUUGCAGCACAAUUCAAAGCUAAACGCCAUAUUUUUGUGAUUUUUCCUUUGUUAGAGAAACUUGUAGGCAAUUUACGAAAAAAAAAAAAUAUAUAUAUAUACCUAAAAUAGUUAUUUAUUUAAAUAACUAAUUGUUUGACGUUUUGGCCUCAGGUAAGCAAUUCUGUCACAAUCAAAUUUUAUCAUUUAAUUCAUAUUUAUUUUCAUUGCCUUGUGAGGAAAAUGAACAGAAAAGCGACAUUACAAACUUGUUUUGUGUAUUUCUAAGGUAAGGUUGUUUGUGUAACGGCUAGCAGAAAUAAUGUGUUCAAAUGAAGCAGCAAACUUUAUUUUCUGACAUUUUAUUGCAUUCUAGACGUGAGAACAUUGGUGCCUGAAUGACAUUUUUUUUUGUAUGCGUGUUUAUUUUCCUCAUAAAGUGUACAUUUUU